AUGUCGAAUAAAGUCGAUUUACAUCGUAAAUUAAAAGACAUUGGCUAUGAAAUUGGAGCAUUUGCUUCGAAGGAUACUCUAUCCAAUGUAAUACGCCUUCAUCAAUUGGCUGAAGAAGACAAAGGAGUCAAUGUAGCCAAACUAAGUGAUCAUGAACUUCGCAAGAGUUUAGUUGAGAAUGGUCUUGCAGUUGGGCCGGUGACAAGUCAUACACGAUCAAUCUAUCAACGGAAAUUACUUGAAGUUUUGACUAAUGAAACAACCGAAGGCCAAGAAGAUGUUACCGAAAUCGAAUUACCCAGUUCAACAACACCACCACCGCCACCACGCUCAACUCGUAAUUCGAUAAUUCGCGAAGAAAAUGGCCAUCCACCAUCUUCACCUGAUCGAUUACAUUUGCAUGAAUUUCAAGAACCACGCAUUCCACUAAAUCGUGUGGAGAUCGAUGACAACAAUGUUCGCAACAUCUCAUCGUAUUAUCCAAACAUCUCAACAACGAAAUCAAAAGUUGAAGAGACAAUCACUAAUUCUUAUUCCUCGCAACGUUCAUCGACCAAACCCGAACCACGAAAUAGCAACGUUUCUUACGGUUUACGUAAUCCUUAUGAUUUCCAAAACGAUGAACCAAUGAUCAUUCGUCACGAACACAAAGCAACACCAUUUCGAACAUCAAAUGUUUCUCCAAGCGAAACAUUUCCAACGAGUACCAGCCGAUUCUCUAAAUCAUCGGAUAUUCAAGCAAUUGCACGUAAUGAUUUUAAUGAAAUUCGCUCGAGAAUUUUUCCAAAUGCCAAUGAACAAAAAGAACUCAAAAGUAAUCCAGAUAUCACAACCAAAAAGCCUUCGUUUACACACGAUCCAGAAAUUAAGAAGCCAACAGUCAAUGGAAAAGUUGAUGUGGCAGUCAAAAAUGGUGGAUCAUACCUUUAUGCUGGUAUUACAGUUGGCGUCGCAUUGGUUGUCUUUGUGCUUUAUCUCUUCUUCGAAAAAUAA
This is a messenger RNA of Adineta ricciae, 993 nucleotides long. The record is from the annotation of a GenBank genome assembly. Lineage: Eukaryota; Metazoa; Rotifera; Eurotatoria; Adinetida; Adinetidae.